This is a messenger RNA of Branchiostoma belcheri (Belcher's lancelet), 862 nucleotides long. RefSeq lists its product as uncharacterized. The record is from RefSeq and is a predicted model, not a curated record. Bases 230 to 748 code for a protein of 172 amino acids. Lineage: Eukaryota; Metazoa; Chordata; Leptocardii; Amphioxiformes; Branchiostomatidae. The transcript has 5 exons.
ACCAAAGUACAAAGUACAUCGCGAUACAAACACAAUAUCUGCGACGUCGUCUAAAAUCGGCCACGUUCGCAAAACUUUACAGACUGGCUGAAACCUGAGCGCCCUGCCGUAUCUAUAGAUCUGACAGCUUCAGAUAUCUGCCCGUCCUGCCGUAUAAACCUGUCCGUCGUGCCGUGUAGAUAAUCUGUCCGUCUGUCCGUCGUGCCGUGUAAAGCCGAGAGCUGCCGACAUGAAGGUCCUGCUGGGAAUCUGCGCCGCUCUGCUGCUGGUGACGGUGGAGGGGAUACUGCUGCCCAGGGAGUACUGUGAGUACACGGAGUGCGAGCCGCUGGACCGCGCAUGCGUGCCGUUACGUCACACCAACCCGUACGAGUGCUGCCCGGUUUGCGGCACCCAGGAUGACGUCACCGCCCGCACCCUGCAGGUUUCCCAGACCUGCCCCUGCGGAGGGAUCGAUAGGUGCGCCGAGGGUCUGCAGUGUGUCCGCUGUUUCCGCGCUGACAUGGAGGGAACCUGCCAGACGGAUGACAGGUCCAGCGGCGUUUACUACAGCAUCUACCAGCAGAUCCAGGGCUACUGGGGACAACUCACCGACUGGGCCUCCGCCACCUACAAUGACGUCAUCGCCAAGGCACCUGGUUGGUGGGAGUCAGCUUCGACCCGCGUCUCUGAUUGGCUGGACACCGCCUCCACUAAGGUCUCUGAUUGGUCAACCUCCGUCAGCGACUGGGUCAGCAGCUGGUGGUGACCUGACCGCAUCCACACGCAAAAAAGCCUGGACACAAACCUUCUUGUUUGUAAAUGAUUCAUUCAAAAUCCCAUGAAAAGUAAAAUAAUGUCGAAAUAAACUCGCGCAAACGUA